AGUUGCCGUUACCAACGCGAUUCACUCAGUCAUUCUGGCGAAUCCAAAUUCGACCUCUUUGGGUUCAAUUGACAACCCUUUGAGAAACACACACGCAAUGUUUACCACAGCGAAACGUGAAUUUUGAUUGAAGUGUUCAGCAAUUGCCGAUUUAAAAUUGAAAAGUGUCCCGCACUGGGUAUAAAUUAGCGAGGAUGUCGGCGCUCAAGGCGUUCCUAAAGGAGGGCUUCAAUGUGGCGGCGAUAAUGGGUCUGGGCGACACGGUAGCGCAGCUGUUCAUCGAAAAAAAGUCUCUAGACGACUGGGAUGCCGGACGCACUCUGCGAUUUAGCGCCCUCGGCCUGGUGUUCGUAGGUCCUGUCCUCCGGCGAUGGUACCACUUCCUUGAGUCCCGCGUGCCCAAAAACCAAACGCCGAUGCGCCGCGGACUCACCAAGAUGCUGGUCGACCAGCUCCUCUUUUCGCCGCCCUUCACCCUAACCAUGUCCUUCUUGGUGCCGAUGGUCAACGGCGAGCACAUCGACCGGAUCCGGAAGCGCAUCUUCGACAGCUACCCCACCAUCAUGGCUCGAAACUACAUGCUCUGGCCCGCUGCCCAGGUGAUCAACUUUACCUUCGUGCCGCUCAGGUACCAGGUCGUCUAUGCCCAGUGCAUCGCCCUCAUCUGGAACUGCUACCUCUCCCUGGUGCUCAACGGAUAGGCCACUCCCUGUCGUCUUCCCCUUUCACAAACGUUGGUGCAUACGUACAUACAUACAUACAUCGAAUAAAUUAACUUUGUUAGCUUUACACGUGA
Drosophila ficusphila is the source of this 796-nucleotide messenger RNA. It is a transcript of the gene Mpv17, whose product is annotated as mpv17-like protein. NCBI's taxonomy places the organism in Eukaryota, Metazoa, Arthropoda, Insecta, Diptera, Drosophilidae. The record is from RefSeq and is a predicted model, not a curated record. The transcript has a single exon. The coding region runs from base 195 to 701 and encodes 168 amino acids. Gene Ontology annotation, cellular component: membrane; cytoplasm.